Ostrea edulis (European flat oyster) is the source of this 5330-nucleotide messenger RNA. Its product is annotated as ADP-dependent glucokinase-like. The coding region runs from base 214 to 1674 and encodes 486 amino acids. Gene Ontology annotation, biological process: glucose metabolic process. The transcript has 5 exons. Gene Ontology annotation, cellular component: endoplasmic reticulum. Lineage: Eukaryota; Metazoa; Mollusca; Bivalvia; Ostreida; Ostreidae. The record is from RefSeq and is a predicted model, not a curated record. Gene Ontology annotation, molecular function: ADP-specific glucokinase activity.
GUACAACAUACUUCCUCAAGCGCAUUAAUUUGAUAUUUCGUCAAAAUCAUAAUUGAGUCUUAUAGGUGAUCAAGUAUCAAAUAAGUCAAUGGAGGAUAAUAAAUCUAGUAAAUUGCUCUUUUCUUAAUGCAGUAUUUGCUCUCAGCUGGGGCAAUACCUUCUCCAGCUGCUCGCAGGAGAAAGGACUAUGUUUCUGCACCAACGUUUCCGUAGAUGAGUUCCACGGCACCUCUGUUGAACACGAUGAUUGUUCAAUCCGUAUCCGCUCUUGUGUUUUCAGUUUUAAUUGGAUUCUUUGUGUAUAGAUAUCGGGUUUUGGAUAGCAGUGAGAUUGAACAGGAGAUUAUAUUAUCGUGGUCAGAGAGUAUAUCAUUGCCAAAGAAUCCGUUCAAUGAUUUGCUUGUUGGAAUAAACUCCAAUGUUGAUCUCAUUGUUCCUGGUGUUGAGCUACUUCUAAAGUUAAAUGUUACUCCUGGGAAUUACUUCAACCAUGACCAGCUGUAUUCAUUGGAUCACCUACAAGAAACCUUCUCCUAUUUCUUCAGGAAGGGCUCAGCUGCAGAAAGAGCUUUUAUGGAUGUUGAUCUCUUUGGGAAAAUUGUCUCAGAGGCAGAAAAACUGUCUAAUCCACACUUUUACAUUGGAGGCAAUGCAGCUUUGAUGGGAAGUAAAAUAGCAAAUGAAUUUCCAAAUGUAAAGCUGCAUUUAGUUGGACCUGUAGGGCCAAAGUUACUGAAACUGCUUCCAUCUUCCAUAAUUGUUCCCAAGAUUAGCCACAUAGCAAAAGAUGAAGUUCAUCUAAUAAUGGAAUACCAACCAGGUGAAUUGUGGGGAAAUCACACAGCUCCAGUGGCUACCAGAUUCAUCACCAGCUAUGAUGAAUCAAACUCAAAAGCAACAAUGAUAGAAGCCUUCUUUCAAUACACUGAAAAUUUUCACCCCGACUUAAUCAUACUCUCUGGACUUCAUUUAUUAGAAGGACAAUCAGCAGCUUUUUUUAAUCAGAAGUUGUCAUUUAUUCAAAGUGAACUGGACAAAGUUCCGAAGCAGACACCUGUUCAUUUAGAACUGGCAAGCAUGGCUAAUAAGAAGUUCGUCAAAGAAAUUGCCCUUCAGGUUCUUUCGAAGAUAUCAUCUCUUGGUUUGAAUGAACAAGAACUUACUUUUUUGUCCCAUGCUGCAAACGGACCACAUGGUGAAUAUUUUGAGAAUAUUCAUGGCCAGCCAGAUAUAUAUAAAAUAAGUGAUAUCAUUUUAUGGAUUUUAAAAACUUAUGGCUAUUCCAAAGAAAAUCCUUCCUAUAAGUUAACAAGAGUCCACUUCCAUUGCCUGACUUAUCACAUCAUCGGUAUCCACCCCUCAGCAUGGAAGAACAAUCCAUCAGCAGUUGGAGCUGGCACCAGGAUAGCAGGGAUCCAGGCUUGUGAUGUUGACUCUCCCAAUCCUGACCUUGUGACUCUGAAAUUCCCAAAGCAAUUUAAACUGUUUAGUGGAGACAAGAUGAGAACCUUUAAUGAAAGUCAGCCAAUAAUGAAUUGGACAAAAGAUGGGUUUCACUUUUCUAUUAGUCCAGUGCUAGUUUGUAAGCAACCGCUGAAAACAGUCGGAUUAGGGGAUUCUAUCUCCGCUACAGGACUUAUGUUUUCUGAGUAUGUCCCUAAUUUCAAUAGCUGAUGUUAAAACAAUUUGUAGACCACUUUGACAAUCAGGUAUGGAGUGACUGUAUAUAUGGGAUCAUUAAGGAUAUAUGCAACAUUUCUCAAGGAAAUUUUCGUGACAUUUCGGGUACAAUUCACUUGCAUCCUAUCUUGUUUCUACGAAAAAGAAGGGGGUAUAUUUCCAGGUUUUAUUUUUUAGUUCAAAUAUUUCAGGGCUUGAAACUAACUUUUUAUGUCGCCAGUCCAGCUGGACUGAUAGUCUUUAUUUUCAACAAGUCCGCAGAAAAAUUUAACAGUCCACCAAAGUUUUCCAGAAAUAAUUUAACGUAUUUCAUUAAUGUUAUUAAAAUAAAAUAAUGGGAUUUAACUUGAUAUGCCUCAGACAAUAUUGCAACAUUAAUCAGGUUCGUCUGAUAUCUACUGAGGAAUGCCAAAGGUGGUGUGUUUAAGAUUCGAUAAGUAAGUUUUUCAAAAUGAUGUUUUAGAAAAUUGACCAGUCCCAUCAGACUAACUAAAACAAAUAUCAGUUUGUCCACCAGACUUUUAACCAGUCAGGGACUGAUGGGCAUAUGUUAAUUUCGAGCCCUGUAUUUUGAUAGUUCCUAGUUGUGGCAAGUAAAAAUAUAAAGUAAGCUUUUAUGUAUUACAUAGGGUUGUAUAUAUAUGGACAUCACUUAGUUCUUGUAGCAAAGAAAGGGAGAAAAAUCUUUGUAUGAAUCGGGGAUUGAACCUGGCAUUACAUGUAGAUAGGGGGUCUAACCACUGACUUACCCAGGCCGACAUACCAAGUAUGGUAAUAGGUAUUUAAAAUAUUACUACAACAAUAAAAUUUAAACCUGUUUUGGAAGUCAUACAAAAACUCUUUAUUUAGAAGAAAUGAAAAUAUAAUUUUAGAAAAAAAAUGUCAGAAACAUCGUGUAUGACCUAAAGAGAACAGGAAAGGAUAGAACUUUGGUGCCUUACUACAUAUGUAUGUUUCACCAAGGGAGUUUGUUUUUGAAUGUAUAUAUAUGUUGCAAUAUGAAAUGUAGAGAUUAUCUUUUUAUUUUGGAAAACAGAACAUCUCAUUGAGAGAUGGUUAAAACACUGUCUACCAACUCCUAUCAUUCAAGGGUUUAAGUCAUGAAGAGCUUGUGAAAUUCUAUCUCUAUUACAUGUUUGGCAGUCAGAUGGGUUCGAUCACCGGUGGCCAGAUAGCUCAGUUGGUAGAGCACCUUACUAGAGAUUCGGUGGCCCCGGGUUCGAGUCCCAGUCUGGUCUGUUGCAUUUUCUCUCUUCCUGUUACACAUGUAUGAUUCUUUGGAACUUAGAAUUUCAUUGAUAAUGAUAUCAUAUAAAAUUAUGAUUAUUUUAUUUAAAUCGGCAUGUUCAAAUGAGUUUUGCUCAUCUUCUUGAGCUACGUUAAGGCCAUCUUUAAAAACUUGUUUGCUUGCCCUCUCCCGAGCGACAGGCUAUAUAAAUGGUCAAACUCAAAAAAAAAUUUAACCUCCAGGAAACAAUUAGUUAUUAUUCAUUCUGGCAACUCUCAUCCUGUUAACCUGUAUUUUACUUUCAUUUAUUAAUAGUACCUUUAAAUUUAAUAUAUUUUAAAAAAUUAAAAUUUUCAGGGAAUUUUUUUUUUCAACCUACUGCCCAACCCAAUUUUUUUAAUACUGAGUUGGGAGAGGGCAAACAAACAUUUUAAAGAUAGUCUAAAUGAUAUUCUUAGCACAUAGAGAAUUGUUGAGUAGUUGUGAUCAUUAUAGACUGCUUUCAGUUUCUAAUAAUGGAAGGUCAUAGCAGAAGAACUGGUUUUUGGUGUGACCUUAACACAUAUGAUUUAUGUAUAUAAGGGUACAAGCUUUACAAUUAAAUGAAUGGGCCAUUGAAAAUGUAAUGUGUAACAGUUUAUUACAAAAUAUCAGUGCAUUGUAUUACCUAAAGUAUUAUUGUUUAACUUGCAAUUGAUAUGUUUAUUUUGUUGCAUUUAUUGAUAGAUCAAAAUACAUAAAUGCAAGUUAUUUUCUGGUUCUGAGUCAACAAAACAUAGUUGUGCCAUACACAUGUAUUUGUGUAGGACAUCUAGCUAGUUGUGAAGUUAUUCUACAAAGAUUCAUGUACAAGUCAAUUCAGGGUUUUAUGUUUCUGUUUUCAUUUCUCUGUCUCAUGUCAAGCUGAAAACUUGCUAUUUAGCUUCUUUGAGAGCCAGUCUAGUUUAUUUUGCAAUUUUGAUACAUUUUGGCAUCUCACAGGAGUGUUGCAGCUUUAUUUGAAAUCUACUGCCAUAAUGGGGGUUGGGGUUGCAUUAUUUGUCUGCCUAACUCCUCCCACAUGUUCAAGUGGGGACCUUAUUUUACAAUGUGUUUGUAUGGGUAUCAAAGAUGUGAAAAGGUUUUGAUUGUCUUUAAUUUUUUAGAAAAUUACAAGUUGUGAACUUUGAGUAAGUUUUGAGGAAAUAUUACUUAGACAGUACUAGUAUGUACUAUGUGCAUCUAACUUCUGAUAGAGUUUACAAGUGAGGAUCUUCAUAUUUCACAGUCUUUUUAUGAGUAUUGAAGAUUUGCACAUGGCAGAGAUUUUGAUUUUUCAGUUUUUGAGAGAAUUGUAGGUCGUUGAAUUUUAAAAUAAUACAUUUAAAGCUAGCAUGGUUUGCCCAUUUAACUCCUCUCACUUUUCGAGCUAAGGCCCUUGUAAACGACUUUACCUCCUGUUUUUAUUGCAAAAGUAUGUCACAGCUUGAUCAUGGCUGAUACUACCUUCAGUAAAGCUCUACAAAUCACCCUACAUAAGCUCGUAACGAGUGUAUUAUGUACCGCUUCAGGUCCUCUGUUCCAGUGCAAGAUUCAAGAUACCUUUGAGUUAUUUCCCUCAGAAGCAUAUAAACAGAGACGUGUGUGUGUGUGUGUUAAAGAACUCUUGUACACAGUAAGGUGCGAAACACGUUUGUUUACAUGUGGGAGUGGGACAAAUAUCCUUCACUGCGAUGUGAUCUGUAAGUUUCUCAUAUGCAGUUUCAUCACCCAAAUUCGACUGAUAAACAAACUAAGUAAAUGAUAAACAUUAAAGGAGUAAUUGAAUACAUAGAAUUCUUGUGAUAUCACGUUAUUUCGUUGCUCAUAGGUAUACCCAGGAUGUUGCCUGCAUUUAUGAUUUUACUGUAGUCAAACAUUUAUUUUGAUAGUAUUUACUUUUCUUACAUUUACAUAUUUAAACAGAAUAUAUUUACACAGAAGCCACUUUUGAUACAUUGUAUCAUCUUCCUCACUGACUAUAGGUCCACUCUGACUAAUUCAACUUUUAUCGACACAGAAUGCAAAGGAAUUAUGUUACUUGGGUAAAUUUAUUAAGAAUUCCUUUGAAAUUAGAAAAACCAAUGCAUAAGCACAAUUUCUAUUCUUUCUUUACCUUUAUAUGAUUUUAGAUUAAUGACUUUGUAUACUUUGUCUAUAAGCUGUAUUUGCUUUUGACUAAUAAACAACAACAAAGACUACCCUUGUUCCCGAGGCCUUUCAAUAUUCAAAGAAUGUUCGUUAAAACCAGAUUACGCUCUGUUCCAGUUAGGCAUUCAAAGUUCUAUUAAAUGCACCUACACUUAAGUUCUUGAAUUGACCGUAAUUUUGAUUUACACCACUGUAUCUAUGUUGAGUUGUCCAACGUAAUCAAUAUAUAUAACAAAUAAACAUGUGAUAACCA